AUGUCCUUAUUAAAAGUAGCAAUCAUUGGUGCCAAUGGUAAGGUUGGUAGACUAUUAAUUAACAGGCUUAAGGCUUAUCCUUCAAAAUUUGAUAUACCAUUAGCAAUUGUCAGAACUAAAGAACAGAAGGAAUAUUUUGAACAAGAGGUGGGUGUAAAGGCUUCGUUAACAAGUAUCGAGGAUUGUACUGUCGAUGAAUUAACCGUUGCUAUUAAAGGAUAUGAUGCUGUUGUGUUUUCUGCUGGGGCUGGGGGUAGGGGAAUUGAAAGAAUUUUUACUGUUGACUUAGAAGGCUGUAGAAAGGCCAUGGAAGCUUGUGAGAAGAUCCAUAUUUCAAGAUUUUUGGUUGUUUCAGCUGUUAAAGCUGAUGUUCGUUCUUUCUGGUGGAAUACUGGGUUGCGUAAUUACUAUAUUGCAAAAAGCGCUGCAGACGAGAUCACGAAAAAUUCUAAAUUAGAUUUUACAAUUUUACAGCCUGGAUGGUUAGGAACUGAUAAAGGUACUGGUAGAUUUCAGCCACUUGAUAGAUUUGAAGAAAAAUCGCCAAAUAAUUACGCAAUUGAAAGAGAAGAUGUUGCUGAAGCUUUAGAAUAUUCUAUUUUAAAUCCAAAACUAACCGCAAGAAAGGUUAUCCCAUUAGCCAAUGGGGAUAAACCAAUUGACUUUGUAUUUAAACAUAUGUAA
Molecule: messenger RNA, 684 nt
Organism: Henningerozyma blattae CBS 6284
Lineage: Eukaryota; Fungi; Ascomycota; Saccharomycetes; Saccharomycetales; Saccharomycetaceae
Exons: 1
Coding region: 1-684 (227 amino acids)
Source: RefSeq, a predicted model, not a curated record